This is a messenger RNA of Abrus precatorius (Indian licorice), 2752 nucleotides long. RefSeq names its product mechanosensitive ion channel protein 3, chloroplastic-like. The record is from RefSeq and is a predicted model, not a curated record. Gene Ontology annotation, biological process: transmembrane transport. The coding region runs from base 440 to 2530 and encodes 696 amino acids. The transcript is spliced from 14 exons. Lineage: Eukaryota; Viridiplantae; Streptophyta; Magnoliopsida; Fabales; Fabaceae. Gene Ontology annotation, cellular component: membrane.
CACAUAAAUCCACAAUAAAUCUGUAAUUCGCGGGUUAUGAGCACAGAUUAAUCCGACACAGUUGGUUUUGAUUGGACCACGUUCAAGAAACCCGUUAAUCUGUGCAUUACAAUUACAAGAAGAGAAGAAAAAACAUAGCCAACCAAGUUUGGCUUUUCGACCACUUCUUCAAAUUCCCAUCGACAACAACCCCUCCAAAAUUUCUUUUCUCUCUUCUUCUUCACGAGGGUAAACUUGUAAUGUUCUUUUUUAUUUUCUCGUGAAGCACCUGCGUUUCUUUCCGAGGAAAAUUAUCUUGUCUUCCAAAAACCUUGGAAUAAUAUCGGGAGUACAAUUCAGGUUUUAUUUCUCAUUGAAACUGAGGCAUUGGGUUGAAAGGGAAAACUGGUUUAAUUUAAUCUGUGAGCUGAUUGCGUGACCUUGCACUUCAAUUUCAACAAUGGUCAACACGGGUUCAAUGCAAAUGUCUCCUGAUGUUAGGCUUAACAGUAAUAUUGGAUUCAGUUGUUUCCAUCGUAAUCGGAUGGGGGUUGGUCGAUUGCAUUUGGUCACCAUAAAUCUUUCACCAUGUAGUUUGAAGCAAGAUUCUUCAACGCUCCAUCUUUUAAGGAGAUUACACGCCCCAAUAAGGCAUGUGCCUUCCAGAUGUAAUGUUUUCAUAUGCCGGUCUGUCCUAAUACCAGGUGGAGGGAGUGGGACUCCACUCAUGAAAUCUGCUAGUGUUAUGUUAACACGGUCAUAUGAUGCUUUACAAGGAAGCCCUAUUCUGAUUCGAUUGAUCCCAGCCCUUGGUAUCAUUGCUUUUGCUGUUUGCGGUCUUGAGCCACUCCUUCGUCUUAGCAGGAUUUUAUUCCUUCAAAGGACUGACAGUAGUUGGAAGAAAAGUACUUCACGAUAUAUUAUGGCAUCUUAUUUUCAGCCAUUGCUGUUGUGGUCUGGGGCAAUGCUUAUAUGCAGGGCAUUAGAUCCACUGGUGCUACCAUCUGUGACCAGCCAGGUUGUAAAGCAGCGGCUGCUGAAUUUUGUGAGAUCUUUGUCAACUGUGAUCUCAUUUGCUUACUGUUUAUCAAGCUUAAUUCAACAAGCACAAAGAUUCUUUCUGGAGACAAAUGACUCCAGUGGUGCAAGAAAUGUGGGCCUUGAUUUUGCUGGGAAGGCAGUAUAUACUGCCGUAUGGGUUGCUGCUGUGUCAUUGUUCAUGGAGUUGCUAGGUUUCUCCACACAGAAGUGGUUAACUGCUGGUGGUUUGGGCACAGUGUUGCUCACUCUUGCAGGUCGUGAGAUAUUUACAAACUUUCUUUCAAGCAUAAUGAUCCAUGCUACUAGGCCAUUUAUUGUGAACGAGUGGAUUCAAACAAAGAUUGAAGGAUAUGAGGUUUCUGGUACAGUUGAGCAUGUAGGUUGGUGGUCACCAACCAUUGUGAGAGGUGAUGAUCGUGAGGCAGUUCAUAUUCCUAAUCAUAAGUUCACUGUAAAUGUUGUGAGAAAUCUGACUCAAAAAUCUCACUGGCGUAUCAAGAGUUACAUUGCUAUCAGUCACCUGGAUGUUAACAAAAUUAAUAAUAUUGUAGCUGAUAUGCGCAAGGUUUUGUCUAAAAAUCCUCAAGUAGAGCAGCAAAAAUUGCACCGAAGGGUCUUUUUGGAGGAUGUCAAUCCUGAAAAUCAGGCUCUUAGGAUAUUAAUAUCUUGCUUUGUGAAAACUUCCCAUUUUGAAGAGUACCUGUGUGUUAAGGAGGCAAUCCUUUUGGACCUUCUCAGAGUUGUCAGUCAUCAUCGAGCCCGGCUAGCCACUCCUAUCCGCACAGUUCAGAAAAUAUACAGUGAGGCUGACUCAGAAAAUAUACCAUUUGGGGACACCAUUUUCACUCGAUCCAGAGCAGCAAAUCGUCCAUUUCUACUGAUAGAACCACCAUAUAAAGUUAAUGGAGAAGAUAAAGUUAAGCCUUCAACACGUUCAAGUCGUCCAAAUGAGGAAAAAGAUGCCAAGAUUGAUGAAACAUUGGCAUCUGACACCAAAGGAGAUGAGAAUAUUGCAGCAACAUCAACCUCCUUACAUGGUGUGAACUCCAAGGAUAAAUCCAAGUCAACUCCUGAAACGCAAAUCCAAAACACGGGUUCUGAUAGCUCAGCUGCCAAAACCGUACAGCCUAAAAAGGAAAGUGCAGGAGAUACAGGAAAGGGAAGUACAGUUCCUGUUUCUAAAAACAACGCACAAAGUGCUGUGUCUGAAACUUCUGUUACUUCCCAUGAGACCACUUCUGCUACUUCUUCACAGUCAAAGCAAGAUGAAGAGAAAUCUGCUGUGUCUUCGGCAUCAGUUAGGCCUUCGUUGGAAGAGAACAUUCUUCUUGGGGUUGCUCUAGAAGGCUCAAAACGAACUCUUCCAAUUGAAGAAGAAAUGUCUCCAUCUUCUAUCCCUGCAGAGUCUCAAGAAUUUGCUGUCCAACGAAAUGGGAGUGGAGUUCCUGCUAGCAAGGAUAAGAAGGAUGGUCAGAUAUCUCCAUUUCCAACUAGCAAACAGAAUGACUAGAUUAGUAGCUAAAUAAACAGAGUAGAAGUUGAUACUUCAGUAUAUAUACCUUCAAUUGAAGCUAAAAAUGAUCCAGCUGUUUUUUUUUGAAGUUGGAAUUGUGCAUUGUAUUCUAAUUGCCCAUGUAUGUACAUAAUUAUCAAUUAAUGGUUUGCAUAGUUCGAAUUUGAUUUAAAUAUUUCUUUUCAUUGGCAGAUAAAUUGGAUGUGGAGCCUAUGUUUU